Messenger RNA from Cynocephalus volans (Philippine flying lemur), 2668 nucleotides. It is a transcript of the gene CABYR, whose product is annotated as calcium binding tyrosine phosphorylation regulated. The record is from RefSeq and is a predicted model, not a curated record. Gene Ontology annotation, molecular function: calcium ion binding. Gene Ontology annotation, cellular component: cytoplasm; sperm fibrous sheath. Lineage: Eukaryota; Metazoa; Chordata; Mammalia; Dermoptera; Cynocephalidae. The transcript has 5 exons. Gene Ontology annotation, biological process: sperm capacitation. Bases 109 to 1260 code for a protein of 383 amino acids.
CGCGCCCGGUCGCGGUCUCCUACAGGAGCCGCCGGCAAGGGGGCUACGAGGAAGCUAUUUGGAGCGUUGCCGGAGAGGAGAAGUUGAAAUUACAGAUAUCCUGUCAAAAUGAUUUCUUCAAAGCCCAGACUUAUCGUACCCUAUGGCCUUAAGACUCUGCUCGAGGGACUUACCAGAGCCAUUCUCAAAACUAAUCCACCAAACAUCACCCAGUUUGCAGCAGUUUAUUUUAAAGAACUUAUUGUUUUUAGAGAAGGGAAUACUUCUCUGGAUAUAAAAGAUCUGAUUAAACGUUUUCAUCAGAUUAAAGUAGAGAAAUGGUCAGAUGGAACGGUACAAGAGAAGAAACCAGAAUGUGUAGAAGAACCAGAAAGAACAUCUGUAGUUUCUGUAGAACCUACCCGGAUAGAAAAAUCUACAGACACAGAGGAGGACAAUGUAACUGGACCACUAGUUAGUAACAAAACCACUCAGUUUCCGUCAAUUCAUGCUGAGCUCCCAGAGUCUGGGGAGACAACCGAAGCAGUCUGUGGUACUUCCAAACCAACCACCCCUAAGGUCAGCACCCCUUCCUCAUCACCACUUCCAGCAGCUGUCUCACCAGAGUUUGCCUACGUCCCAGCUGACCCAGCUCAGUUUGCUGCUCAGAUGUUAGCAAUAGCAGCAAGCGCAGCAGGACAACCACCACCAUAUUCUAACAUGUGGACCCUUUAUUGUCUAACUGAUAUGAAUCAACAAAGUCGCCCAUCACCGCCACCUGCACCUGGGCCUUUCCCCCAAGCAACCCUCUAUUUAUCUAAUUCUAAGGAUCCACAGUUUCUGCAGCAUCCACCGAAAGUUACUUCUCCAACUUAUGUGAUGAUGGACGACGGCAAGACCAGUGCCCCACCUUUUAUUUUAGUUGGCUCAAAUGUCCAGGAAGCACAGGAAUGGAAACCUCUUCCUGGACAUGCUGUUGUUUCACAGUCAGGUGCCUUGAAGAGAUAUGCUGCAGUACAAGUACCCAUUGCUGUUCCUGCAGAUCAGAAAUUCCAGAAACAUAGCCCAAAUCCCCAGAAUGGUAGUCCUCCUACAAAUGGACAAGAUGCCCCCAGACCACAAAGCCCCAUUUUUCUUUCUGUUGCUUUCCCAGUAGAAGAUGUAGCCAAAAAAAGUUCAGGAUCUGGUGAUAAAUGUACUCCCUUUGGAAGUUACGGUAUUGCUGGAGAAAUUACCGUGACUACUGCCCAUGUUCGCAAAGCUGAAACAAAAAACUGGUAGGUAAAUUUUCCUACCAUAAUAUGUGGGCCUUAACAUACUUGAAUUUUUAGCAUUUUGGUUUACUGACAUCGAGAUUGAGAUAUUAAAAAAAUAAGUGAGUUGAGGUAUACUCUAAUUUGAUGUGGUAAUUGUUUCUAUCUUCCACCAUUAAUAAAUGCACAGCAGGUGCACUAUAUAUCACAAAUGAUUCACACCAGAGAUCUGGUGCCCAGUACAUGAAUGAAUCAACCAAUCAACUGGUUUUGAAUAUCUGGUCCUAUGUCUAACACUGGUAGAUGCUAAAAAAGGGAUGGAUUACUAAAAAAAAAAACUAGCUGGCAUGUUUAAGGAAUGGGGUGGAGCAGAGACAAGAACUGGGAACAGUCGGAUAGCAAAAAAAGAAGUGCUGAUCAUAUAUGGAGCACCCAAUCCAAGUGGUAAGAGACUGUAAAAUGGACAGGUUGGACACACUGAAGAGCUAAAGCAACAAUUGGAAUUAACUGUAGAUGAGUUUUAUCACUCAACCUUUUAAAAUUUUUUAUUCAACUAGUACUUAAUGCCAAGUCCUAUGCCAGUCCUUCCUCACCCAUGUGUGGACAAUAGUAAAACAUGGAGCCUACACCUUAGUCGGGGAGACAAAGUACAACAUGAAGUAUAAUGAAAACAAGGUAUUGACACUAGUAGGAGAGGAAGCCAGCGUUGCGAAGAGCUCAGGGACAGUGUCCAAGGGCAGGAAAGAGCACAGUGUUAAAGAGACUGCAAGUUGGCCAAAAUGAGACUGGCUGGGAGGAGCCAGGGGAGAGCAUGUAAGAUGAAGCUGGAGAUGAGAGAGGGGACCCCUGCAUACCAAAAGAGAUCUAGAUGGAAAGUUCAAUGGAAAGCCAGCACUAACGUGCUAAGCAGAAUGACAGAAUCAGAUUCAUGUUUCUAUUAUAUCCCUCUGGCUGCUAUGUGGAAUUGGACUAGAAGUCGGGGAGGUCAACAGAGAAAGCAGGGAGACUAAAGCCUUUAUUUAGCAUCAGGUAGAUUAUUUCAUAUUAACAUAUCUGAUACACUUGUUAUACACAUAUAUCGAGUGCAGUUACGUAAAACAAUUUGUGGGAAUUUUAAGCUAAAUGAGAAAUGGAUUUCAUUGAGAGAAAUGAACAAGAAAAUGAUUUCAUUCAUAGGCAGGCUCAAGUAUCACAGGUACUAAGGAAAGACAACGGUGUUCAAAAUAUCAGCGCUAUGUACAUUUCUUAUUCCCUCUUCCCACUUCUAGUGGAAUUGCCACAAUGGCAGUUUUCAGCAUGAAAUGCUAGGAUAUUUUAGUGCAAAAGCACAGGUUAAGAGACUUAGUAACAGCAGGAAGGUAGAACCUGCAUUUUUGAUCUUCCACUUGUUUCAUAUGUUUCAUGAUUAAACAAUUAUUCUUAACAGAUCCCGAAAA